Vigna radiata var. radiata (mung bean) is the source of this 660-nucleotide messenger RNA. Its product is annotated as pentatricopeptide repeat-containing protein At3g06430, chloroplastic-like. The record is from RefSeq and is a predicted model, not a curated record. The transcript is spliced from 3 exons. Lineage: Eukaryota; Viridiplantae; Streptophyta; Magnoliopsida; Fabales; Fabaceae. Gene Ontology annotation, molecular function: mRNA binding; protein binding. The coding region runs from base 1 to 660 and encodes 219 amino acids.
AUGGGCAGUGAGUGUCCUUCACUUAGGAGCGCCGAUACUCAUUCACAACAAGCAGUUCAGUCACAAAAUUAUAGGGGCGUUAAGCCUCGAGCUUCAAGAAGGAGUUCGUGCAAGAAGAAGUUCUCAAGAAAAGUAGAGUUCGAAGGUAGAAUAAGAAGAGAAGAAGUUAGCAGUGGUGUGAAAAGGUUAUUUGGCAUGCUUAGAGGGCAACCCUAUUACCAACCUAGAGAAGAUACUUACAUGAGACUCAUUGUAUUGCUUGGAAAAUCUGGCCAACCCCAUUGUGCCAAUGAGCUUUUUAGCUCUAUACAUGAAGAUGGUUGUGAAAGUACUAAACUUUACACGGCCUUAAUUACAGCCUAUUGUCGAAAUAAUCUUGUUGAGGAGGCAUUGUCGAUUCUUGAUGAGAUGAUGAACAUCCCCAAUUGCCAGCCUGAUAUCAUAACUUACAGUACCUUGAUGGAAGCUCUGUUGGAUGCUUUGAAGUUUGAAAUGGUUGAGUUGGUGUAUGAUAAAAUGAUUGAAAGAUCUAUCAUGCCAAACACUCUCACCCAGAACCUCCUCCUUAGUUGUUAUGGUAAGGCUGGGAAGUUUGAUCAGAUGGAGAAGAUAGUAUCAAGGUUUAGAAGGAAACCUCCUUCUCUCACCAAGGCUCCAUGA